AUUUUACAUACAUAUAUUGGCCUUUCAACUUCAAAGUUUAUGAGAUGAAAACCAAAAAAAAACUUCUCUGGUUAGUCAAUGUCUGAUUUUUCUGCCGUUUGAUUAUAUUUUUCAGACUGGAAGUUAUAUUACUUUGUGUUUCCCAAACAACUUUCCUUCAAGGAUAUUUUCAGCCUUCCACACUAAAAGUAGGAUGGAUUCGUUCAUCACUAGCAUAACGGCUGAUAUCUGAAGCUCACCGACCACGAAACUCAAGGCGAUAAGAAAAGAUUUAAGGUGUAAAACCUAAAGUCUAAGUCUUUCUUGAUUCUUUCUUACUUAGAGUGUGAUCAUUGAUUCAUUGUGGCGGAAUUUGAAUAAUAUAUAGGUAUAUAUAACAUAUUAUCAAUAUGUAAACUGGAGGACUAUGUCAGAAGUUAGUGAAGAAUAGCAUGCAAUUUUCUUUAGUCAUGUCCUCUCAAUGUCAAAUCAAUUGCUCAAGGUUGAAUGGAAUUCAAAACAGUACUUAAAUUACAUGUACUGAUGGAUUUGUAACUGUAGAAGAAACAUUAUCAUGUGAUAUCAUGUGAUAUAUAUGUGAUGCGCUUAUCUACACCUUCAGUGUAAUAAAGUGAAGUCUAACUUUAUCGAGAUAUAAUAUGAUUCAACCACAGUACACAUGACAUGAUGUAAAUCUAUAUCUAUGCUGCAUAAAUCUGGAGCAUUGAUAGAAAUAUUUUACUUGACCUCCGGUAUUAGCGCUUUUUACUGAGAAAAAUUCUAAGCUAUUAAAAGGCUCAUUCUUUUGGAUAGUAAUAUAGUUGUCUGGUUGAAGCUCAUGAGUACUGCCAAAGCCAGAAUAUUCAAUUCAACCUCAAUCACUUUUAGAAUAUGGAUCUCAAAGUUUAUCAGUUUAUGAAUAGAGAAAGUUCAUAGAACUAUCAGUUUGGGUAGCCUUUCCAAGAUAUUUAAAUAAUAACAUAUCAGUCACCUUAAAGGCUUAAAUGUGUGAAUUAUGUCUAUCUUGAUGUAGAUGUGGCUGUAGAUAGCACUUUCAGAGCAAUUUUCAUUUUCUGUUUUAUCUUGGUUACCUACAUGUAUUAACUGCAGUUUUUUUUUUAAUACUUAAAUUAUAGGAAAGAAAGAUAACCAUGUUACUUCCAUUUUGUUAUGUUGUAAAUAUUCGAAAAACCAAUUUUUGAUUUUUAAUGAGUCAUGAAGAGUUGAAAUCGAAAUUCUUCCUUCACUGAUUAGAGAUUGUGGUAAAGAAGAACUCAUUCACUGUCAGAUCAAUCAGACUCUUCAUGUAGCUGUCCAUCAGGAUAGGUUUAUUACGGUAUCUUGGUAUAGUACUGGGAAUAUUCUAAAUCCCAAGUCUUGUCGAGAUAUUAAUUAUAUUUGAUCCAAUAGAUACUUCUUUUCUCGUCCAUGACUUAAGUAGAUGUAAGUUACAGUUUUUUUCACGUCACAUCAUGUUACCAUUCUUGCGUACGAAACUUUUAGGACAACCUUUACAUUUGACUAAAAGAAUACAGAAAGAUGAAUAGGCCUUGAAGAGUUCAUUCGUAAGUAGUUGGCAAAUACAUCUGAAUUCUUCCAUCAUUGAUUAGAGAUGGUAGUAGUUUUGAACUAGUUCACUGUCAUAUCAAUUAGCCUCUUGAUGUAGCUGUCCUGAUGGACAGCUAUGGAUGGACAUCACAGUGUCGUAACAGAUCAGAUCAGAUGUAGAUUCUAGGAACAUUCUAGAUUCCACUAUAUUCGGAGGUACUCAUUUUUCAACCAAUAGAAAUCCGACUUUUCUCCUCCAUGACUAAACUAUAUUUUUACGUCGAAUCAUGUUACCAUUAUUCUAAAAAGAAAUUUCGAAAGAUAUGCAUCAUAUGAAGGAAUAUAGAAAUAAUAACAGGCCUUGAAGAGUUCAAGUGUGAGUAGGUUGGCAAAACAUAUCAAACACCCCUUACUGUGUAUAUAAGCAUAGGUAAGGAGGAGGUUCAUCACUUCAAACAUCGCCUCCCUCUCGGUCUCUCUGUCUCUCUCUCCAUCCAUACAUCUCUCUGACUUCGAUCCUCAGUAAUUGCAAUUGUCAGAAGGAUGACUUCUCCAGGAUUAGUGCCGAUGCAUUUUCUGAAGAAAACUUCUUGGACAUUUUAUCUGAUCAUUACAUUCUUCAGCUUGGCAGCUGACACAACGACCGCGAUUCAGAUAUCGAAGCAAUGGAUGAUUCCAUCUAGUUUUCAGCAACUUCUACCCAUAAUAGCAGCAGAUCCUCAUGCCAUCAAGCACAUCCAAAGGGGAGAAUUGUUUGGCAGUCAGGAGGAGGUGCUUCGGUUCUGUGAAGGAGGUGGAUUGGUAUGUGAUGCCGACACGGAUGAUAUCUAUCAGUCAGCAAUAUGGUACUACUAUAGAGGUGGUAAGAAGAUAUCUAAGUUGGAGACCACUGAUAUGAAUACUGCCAUAAACCCCCGGCUAGCUACUUUCAUGAGGCAAUUCUACUUUUUCGAGAAGGAUCUGCCCGCCUUAGUCCUCCGAGCAAACUUUCUUCAGGCUUUGUCAAAUGAUUCAAGUCAAGCCCGUUAUCUUCCAAAGUCGGUUGUUCAAUUGCUGUUGUCUUCAACUCAGAAUUUCAGUAAUGGCGCAGCUCCUGCUGUUUUGCACCAUUUUCAAAUUAGCAGUGACUCUGAGAUGGGGAAGACUGUUAGUGGAACCAUAGAAGCUUGCAGUCCUACUAACAUGGUGAAUCGAGCUGUGGAAGGUGAAGUUCGUCGUUGUUUGUACUCCAUGGAGGAUUUGAUAGACUUUGCCCAGAACGCUUUAAAUGCGACACCUGAUCGUACCCGUCCAGCCAAGCUGCAGAUCGUGGACAGUGAGCCUUUCGAAACCACUUUGACCGUACAGGAAAUAUUCAAGGUGGUCAAUGUGGAACUGAAGAGUGACGAAGACACUGCCAGCCUGAACUGUCAUACUCUGGGGUUCCCUUUCAGAGUUAACAUGUGCCACAUGCUGCCCAAGACCAAGGUCUACGUGGCUACUCUGGAAUCUACUGAAAGACCUGGUUACGUCAUCAAACAUCCGGCCAUAUGUCACAUGAAGACCUCUGGGUUUGGUGCUGAUCAAGUGGGAUUCAUGGCCUUGGGGACCAAACCUGGUGAAAGCGAGAUUUGUCACUGGAUGGAGGUUGGGGCUUUCGCCGUUGUCCAAGUCAAGGAGUGAUAAAGUCUUCAUGCAAAGCACGGGCCUGGGCCUAGCGGCAAGUCUUGAUACAUCACUCCCAACUUGCAAAUAACACCUUGCAAUAAUGCUCACUGAAGUGAGCUACGUUCUUCCCAACAAUGCUCCCUCAAGUGUUGGAAACAUGAUCAUAAUUGGAGGACGGUGUGUAGUGACUUGUUGAGCACCUGUUCGUUCAUGUCAGUCAUCUUAUGUAGAGGCUACCAUGUUCCCGGCACAAGAUGGUGGGUUGCGGAAAAAUGUACUGAUUUAUACUUUUUUGUGUGUUUCAUUUGAUGAAUAAAACAAAAAUGCAUCAUGCUUGAGUAAAUU
Messenger RNA from Marchantia polymorpha subsp. ruderalis, 3519 nucleotides. Lineage: Eukaryota; Viridiplantae; Streptophyta; Marchantiopsida; Marchantiales; Marchantiaceae. The record is from the annotation of a GenBank genome assembly.